Messenger RNA from Quercus lobata, 1164 nucleotides. Its product is annotated as P-loop containing nucleoside triphosphate hydrolases superfamily protein. The coding region runs from base 207 to 947 and encodes 246 amino acids. Gene Ontology annotation, molecular function: ATP binding. The record is from RefSeq and is a predicted model, not a curated record. Lineage: Eukaryota; Viridiplantae; Streptophyta; Magnoliopsida; Fagales; Fagaceae. Gene Ontology annotation, biological process: 'de novo' pyrimidine nucleobase biosynthetic process; pyrimidine nucleotide biosynthetic process. The transcript is spliced from 9 exons.
UCAUCGCUGUUACAACUUACAACGAAGUCGCUGUGGCGUUGGCACGUACGGUGCUACACGUUUAGCUGAAAACCAGUAAUCGCGCGCUACUUGUUCGACAUAUUGCCUCACUGAGUCCAAAACUAAAAACCGAAGUAAAAACAAACACAAAAAUCCAGCAAAAGCAAAAACAAAAAACCCAGAUCAAAACCAACUGAGAGAGAGAGAUGUGGAGGCGCGUGAGUUCACUUACCCAAUUCGUUUCUCCCACAAAAUCAUCAUCCAUUCUCAACCAGCCAGCAUAUACAUUGAAGCUUUGGGAAUCAUUCACCACACAGAUACCCAACUUGGAAAAAGGUGGAACAUCCUUCAAAGAUAGAAUCCCUUUCAUAACUUUUGUCUUAGGUGGCCCUGGAAGUGGAAAAGGUACACAAUGUGAAAAAAUUGUUGAAACUUUUGGAUUUAAGCAUCUUAGUGCAGGAGAUCUGUUAAGGCAGGAAAUAGCUUCUAAGAGUGAAUAUGGGUCCAUGAUUCUUGAUACAAUUAAGGAUGGAAGAAUUGUUCCUUCAGAAGUGACGAUCAAACUGAUACAAAAGGAGAUGGAGUCAAGUGACAAUAAAAAAUUUCUUAUUGAUGGUUUCCCACGAUGUGAGGAAAACCGCGUAGCAUUUGAACAAAUCAUUGGUGCAGAACCAAAUAUCGUACUUUUCUUUGACUGCCCUGUAGAAGAGAUGGUGAAAAGAGUGCUAAGCCGUAAUCAGGGCCGAGUUGAUGAUAAUAUGGAUACAAUCAAGAAACGUCUUAAAGUGUUUGAAUCAUUAAAUCUUCCUGUUGUCAAUUACUAUGCGGAGAAAGGAAAACUUCAUAAGAGAAGCAAAUGUGUGCAGAUCUGUGCAUUAGGAACAGAAGAUGAAAUAUUUGAACAAGUUUGGCCAGUUUUUGCUGCAUGCAAGCAGGUGAUUCAGUGAAAGUUAAUUUAUGCGACAAGAAAAGUAGUAGAAGUGGGGCAGAUCCUGGUUUUAGUUGGGAGUUACUCUGCCUAUCUUGGCUGAUAUUACCAGAGGUUAAUGGCUGAUUAUAAGCUUUCUAAGGAGGUGGAGAUCAGUUGAGGCAAAUAUUGGUGUUGCAGCUUUAACUCCUCUAUUCUUAACAACAAUCACCCACCACCCAACACCAACCACCCCC